GUCAAUUCACGACACGAAUAGAAAGAAGAAGCGUUAAUAAUUCACUACGUGAAAGAGCAAAGCAAAGUUCGGAAAUAAAAACACUUGCAGGACUUUUGGGCAUUACUCGAGGUUGCGAGUAAUUAAUUGUAAAUAAACGGGCUUAUAAGCUGUAUUUGCAAGUAUCUGAAGAGUCAAAAAGAGUUGAAGUGGCGCUGGGACCCGACUGGUAGAACGAAAUAGGUGCAAAACUUCAUCAUCCACAAUCUGUGCUUGAAUAAAUUAAUAACAGGGGCGAAGGUGUAGGCACAAACACACCUACGACUGCGAUAAGGCCACGACAAUCGUUUGCAAAUUUGUAAAACGCAUCGAAAUUCGUAGAACACCCUAAGUAGGAGCAUCUCAACAACAAGGUGAAUGUGCAAUUAAUAAGAAAUUUUAAUGGAGCACAAGUCAACAGCGUUUGCCCAUUUGAAAGUUUGUUGUUAAACAUAAAACAACUAUAGUUCAAAGCGUCAGGUGCACGUCAUUGGUCACUGACCCCUUAACUGUUGCCCCACGACGAUCGGUUCUUCGGAUGGUAAUAUCUACAAAACGUCAUUUAUAAACUAACCAAAAGAAUCUACAACCAUCAGUUACUUAAAUAUUUAUAUAGACCCCCUAAAUAUGUCUGUGCGCACCAAAGUACUCGGUCUAGUGGAUGUAAUGAUGCGCGUGCCGCCCAUCUUGGUCAUUGAUGAGGUACUCAAAAUCAGUAUGGGACUACCAACGCGCUUCUAUCCCACAGCCACCGACCAGGGACUACAUAUUGACGAAUUCAAUGAAAACCGAACACAUAGUGACGCCGCCAAUGUCCCAAGCGAUUCAGCAUCUAGUUUUCCUGAUAUCAACCAUGCCAGCCUUGCAAAUAACACAAGCGGAGAAAGUUCAGGCGGUGAUAGUUUGCUGGAGCGUGCCAUAGUCAAUGCAUCGGCUACAGCCGCUUCAAGUGGUGUGCUCAGCAGCUCUUUUGGCCUCAUGAUGAACGAUUUGGCGCAGGACACAUUUCUCUCCGAUGUGCUGUCAAUAACUUCGGUCAAAUUUGUUAUCUGCCUAAUUGUAUUCCUAAGUGCUGCUUGCAUAUUUAUGUUAUGGACUCGACACCUGGUGAUGGUCUACAUGUUUGUGAUUUCGUUGGGCUUAACCUUUCUGUCGUAUUGGUCGAACGUAUCUGCACUGGCCGUUAUGGAGAAAUCGCCAUGUAUAUUGGGGGACUUGCUUUCGUUUAACACAACACGGUUGCUGGACACAAGUGGUGUUGCGAUGUCACUCGUCCCACAUCUGAUGGCUCAAUGGUUCAUGGGUAUGCUGUUCGCGUACGUGCAUUUAGGUCCACGUUAUUCAGCCAUACAAAAAAUUAUGCCAGUCGUGUUUGCUAGUCCCAUUUUGUUGGCAAUGUUGCCCCUGCCGCCACGCAUUGUCAAGGAUUUACCUGUGCUGGCCGGCGCUGUGCCGCUGAUACUAACCAAAAUUACAAUGCUGAGCAGUGCUAUAGACGCGGCCAAGACCGUUUACAAUGGUUACCAGUAUGCAAUGAAUUUUGUAUCGAAUUUUGGCUUAUCAGCAUUGAUUGAAAAUGAAUGGCAAAGGCUGAAUGUACCGAGUGUGCUGCGUGUGUUCUGGACAAUCAGAAUCGGACAGGAAUUCAUUUCAAUUGUGUUGUCCGAUAGCAACACGACAUUGAGUUUCUUUCCCACCGUGCAAAAAUUGUUGGUCGAUGGUUGUGAAACACUCACAGCUGUGUUGGGCAUGACUUCGAUUAUCUCGGUUAUUUGCCACUAUAUUGGACGCGCAUUUCAAUGGUACCUACUCACGUUCGACAACGACGAAGAAAAGUCACUGGGCACUGUUUCCGCUGUACUCUUCUAUAUACUAGCGCUGCAGACAGGACUCACAUCAUUGGCGCCCGAUAAGCGCUUCGUGCGCUUGUGUCGCAAUUUAUGCUUAUUGAUAACUGCUUUGCUACAUUUCUUACACAAUAUUGUAUCGCCUAUAUUGCUGUCAUUGAGUGCCGCACGCAAUCCCUCACGAAAGCGUCAUGUGCGUGCGCUCACCGUGUGCGCCUUCCUGGUCAUUACGCCGAUUUGCUUGCUCGCCGCACUCUGGACACGGCAUUCGCCGUCUACCUGGUUACUCGCAGUUACGGCCUUCUCCGUUGAAGUGGUCGUAAAGGUACUUGUUUCGCUGGCCACGUACACUUUAUUUUUGCUCGAUGCACGGCGACAAACUUUCUGGGAGAAACUGGAUGAUUAUUUGUACUAUGUACGGGCCUUUGGUAAUUCGGUUGAGUUUUGCUUUGGUAUAUUGCUUUUCUUUAACGGUGCUUGGAUUUUAAUUUUUGAGUCUGCCGAAAAUGUUAUAGGCGGUGCUAUACGAGCCAUCAUGAUGUGCAUCCAUGCCUACUUCAAUAUUUGGUGUGAGGCUCGUGCCGGUUGGUCUGUGUUCAUGAAGCGACGUUCGGCCGUACACAAGAUCUCCGCACUGCCCGAGGCGACACCAGCUCAAUUGCACGCCUUCGAUGAUGUCUGCGCCAUAUGUUACCAGGAAAUGUAUUCUGCCAAAAUUACGCGCUGUCGCCACUAUUUCCAUGGUGUGUGUUUGCGUAAAUGGCUGUAUGUGCAAGAUCGGUGUCCGCUCUGCCACGAAAUCAUGAUGUACUCGGACAAGAGUGAAGAAAACGACGCGCAGACGCCUGCAGAUAGUCCCGCGCCUAUUGUGCAUCAAUACAAUAACGAAGGCGACGAAGAGCACACCUCCAGCUCAGCCAGCUCAACCCCCAGACUGGCGAGCAAUACAGCUACGAGUACUGCGGCUACAACGUCGUCGGCUGCCGCGGUAGCUACAGCAGCUGCCAGUAACACAACACAGACAUUUCGAUUGUCGCCAGACAUUGGGAUACAGGAAUAAAGUUUUGGGAUAUAGUAAAAAAACACUAAAUUAAAUGAAAAUUAGAAAAAAUCCAAACGAAAUGUUGAAUGUGGUUGCAUGUGAAAACGGGUGGGUGUGCGUCAAGCAAAACAUAAAACAAGUAAAAGACAUGAAUUCGCUCAACAAUGCAAAUUGAUUGAGCUAUAAUGUGUACUUAUGUAUGUAAAGCAUAUGCAAUACAUUUGGUUCUUAUGUAAACCUAUAAAUUAUAUUAUACAGGCUUGGUAAAAGUCAGUUUUCCAGCUCGUGGUUAAGCAGGCACCCAAACAAAAAGCAAAAAACAAAACAAAAAAACAUAUAAAUAUUGUAUAAAAAAGACACACUCCCGGCGGGAUCGACGAGUAAGGUUAUGGGAGCAAGAGCAACAAGCUCAGCAAAUGAGAGCAGAGCAGCAACGAUAGAAAGCGUACUACACAACGCUGUGCAGCCAAACACAUUGGAAAUUGGUCCCGGAAUGGUCAGUGGCAUUAGCGUGUCCUACGCACGAGAUAACAUUGUUGAAUUUGAUGAUACGCGCCCUCUGUUCAAAAGGAGACAUUCGUGCUUUGCCUCUGUGCCGCGCUAUUUUACAGCUUGUACGAUUUGUAAAUACUACUAUUAUGAAAAAAACACUUAAAAAGGAAGUAGAGGAGAGAAAACGUCACCGCUACACCAGGCCUCAAUCGAGUUUGUGGAAAUGUACACUAAGGCAUACGUCCACAAUAAAAUAUUUACACACGUAAACUCACACUCGUACAUACAUACAAAAUCCACCAAACGUGAAUAUAAAAAAAAAAACUAAACUAGAAAAAUAUGAUAAACACCUAAGAAAUUAGUCGAAAUUUUAAUAAAAACUAUAAUUUUGUAUAAUAUGAAACAAA
Messenger RNA from Anastrepha obliqua, 3806 nucleotides. RefSeq names its product protein TRC8 homolog (gene Trc8). Lineage: Eukaryota; Metazoa; Arthropoda; Insecta; Diptera; Tephritidae. Gene Ontology annotation, cellular component: endoplasmic reticulum; endomembrane system. The record is from RefSeq and is a predicted model, not a curated record. Gene Ontology annotation, biological process: ERAD pathway. Gene Ontology annotation, molecular function: ubiquitin protein ligase activity. The transcript has 7 exons. Bases 646 to 2925 code for a protein of 759 amino acids.